Molecule: messenger RNA, 962 nt
Organism: Aspergillus calidoustus
Lineage: Eukaryota; Fungi; Ascomycota; Eurotiomycetes; Eurotiales; Aspergillaceae
Source: the annotation of a GenBank genome assembly
CUGAACACGAGCAUCUUGACAUUUUAUGGGGUCCAGGAGCCUCCGCCGUGCAUGGCUGAAUGAAGAGAAAAUAUUUAAGACUUCCGAGUGCACUCUUGUUGUCCCACACACACAAAAAUCUCUCCUACCGCGCGCGGCGUUUGCUUCUCACGAUGGCGACACCCAAGAUACUUCGCAUCAUCGCUUGGCCAUUUCUCGCUAUAUUAAAUCUCACAAUCAUGAUCAUCAUCUUCCCGAUCGCCGCGGUCUACGGAGCAGUCUAUUUCUGCCUCCACCCGUCCGCUAAUGCUCGGAUGCGGCGGCGGUAUAUGCCUCCGGUACAAACCUACCUCGAUCACUUCCAGCGUCUACAUCCGGACCUGAUGGAACGAAUUUCACAGCACGCGUCUCAGGAUCGCGAGGGCUGGGUUGAUAGGGAACUAGAGAUGUGGCCGAAUUCCGCAAAGGGGUUCUUCCGGUGGUCUGUCGCGAAUCAUGAGUCUUGUCCCGCGGCAAUUUUGUUCGCGGGACUGGAGCAUGCGGGGUGGUCGCGGAAGGUUAUUUGGGACUUACUGCGAGAUCAAGUUGAAGGAGCUGGGUUAGUGAACGAGGAGGAGAAAAGGGCAUUCGCGCGGGCCAUGUCGACGAUGUGUGAUCACCAACUGACUGAGAAAGCAGCAGCGAUGCUUCGCUGGAGUCAGCGACAUGGAUUUUUGAACCAACAGGAGGCGGUCACCCUACCCGAGAUGGAUAUUGAGAGUGGGCAGCAGGUAGUCGAAGCCUCGGCCGAUUCGUUGGCCUGGAUCUUGGAAGAAGGAAAGGUCGUAAGACUCCCGCGCACAAUCACCGGCCAGGAACUGGUUCGGAUGGUUAAGCUGGAAGCGGAGUUCAGCACGGUUUGGGGAUAUACGUCGGAGCCAGCCUCGAUGAGACCCCGAUACUGGCAGACCUUAGACUUUCCAGACGAGGUCUUGGAUGAUUAG